UAUUGCAACUGAAGAAAAAAAAAAAAACACUAUUUGCUGUUUCCCUCCAAAUUGAAGGAAGGGGUUUAGGGAUAGUUUCAGCGGUCCCGCGAGCGAGGGUUUCUGCAUAAAGAAUUACUCUCUGCCUAUCUCCACCUCCCUUCUUCGACCUGUCUGUAAACAGUGACCCGCAAUGGCUUCGUCGUCUUCAUCGGCUAAUACUAGCAGUCACAGCUACGACAUUCCAUGGGUGGAGAAAUACAGGCCCCACAAAGUCGCUGACAUCGUCGGCAACGAGGACGCCAUCUCACGCCUCCAAGUCAUUGCUCGUGACGGCAACAUGCCUAACCUCAUCCUAGCCGGUCCUCCUGGAACUGGUAAAACUACAAGUAUCCUGGCUCUUGCACAUGAGCUUUUAGGAGCGAAUUGUAAGGAGGCUGUAUUGGAGCUGAAUGCUUCAGAUGACAGGGGUAUAGAUGUUGUGAGGAACAAAAUCAAGAUGUUUGCUCAAAAGAAAGUGACACUGUCUCCUGGACAACACAAAAUUGUGAUUCUGGAUGAAGCUGAUAGCAUGACAUCCGGAGCACAGCAAGCCUUGAGGCGCACUAUGGAAAUCUAUUCAAAUUCCACCCGUUUUGCUCUUGCAUGCAAUACAUCCUCUAAAAUUAUUGAGCCUAUUCAGAGUAGAUGUGCAAUUGUUCGAUUUUCAAGAUUAUCUGAUCAAGAAAUACUUGGUCGUCUCCUGGUAGUAGUUGAAGCCGAAAAGGUCCCAUAUGUUCCUGAAGGCCUUGAGGCAAUCAUAUUUACCGCUGAUGGAGAUAUGAGGCAGGCAUUGAAUAACUUGCAAGCUACAUACAGUGGAUUCCGGUUUGUCAACCAGGAAAAUGUUUUUAAGGUGUGUGACCAGCCUCAUCCGUUGCAUGUGAAGAAUAUGGUUCGCCAUGUGCUUGAGGGAAAGUUUGAUGAUGCUUGUACUGGUCUGAAGCAGCUCUAUGAUUUGGGCUAUUCUCCUACAGACAUAAUUACAACCCUUUUUCGUAUCAUAAAGAAUUAUGACAUGGCUGAAUAUUUGAAAUUGGAGUUCAUGAAGGAAACUGGGUUUGCCCAUAUGAGAAUCUGUGAUGGGGUAGGUUCCUAUCUUCAGUUAUGUGGUCUUUUGGCUAAGCUUUCCCUAGUUCGUGAGACAGCCAAAGCAGCGUGAGACAUGGUUCAAUUUCAGUAAUGUGAUAGUGAGUUGCUGAUGCAAGUAUCAGUGGUUUUUUGGGUUUGCCAUUGAAAUGUUUGUCAAGGUGGAAUCAGAGUCAUUUUGUGGGAACUUCUAUAACUUGUAACUGAAUGCUAUGGAAAUAGUAGGUAGUACAAAUAUUUACCAACGUUGCUUUGGUUUGC
Messenger RNA from Manihot esculenta (cassava), 1368 nucleotides. RefSeq names its product replication factor C subunit 2. Gene Ontology annotation, molecular function: ATP binding; DNA binding; DNA clamp loader activity. The transcript is spliced from 7 exons. Gene Ontology annotation, biological process: DNA repair; DNA-templated DNA replication. The record is from RefSeq and is a predicted model, not a curated record. Bases 173 to 1180 code for a protein of 335 amino acids. Gene Ontology annotation, cellular component: nucleus; DNA replication factor C complex. NCBI's taxonomy places the organism in Eukaryota, Viridiplantae, Streptophyta, Magnoliopsida, Malpighiales, Euphorbiaceae.